Molecule: messenger RNA, 1396 nt
Organism: Sabethes cyaneus
Lineage: Eukaryota; Metazoa; Arthropoda; Insecta; Diptera; Culicidae
Gene: escl
Product: polycomb protein eed-A
Exons: 4
Coding region: 110-1396 (428 amino acids)
Biological process (GO): negative regulation of transcription by RNA polymerase II
Cellular component (GO): ESC/E(Z) complex
Molecular function (GO): protein binding; nucleosome binding
Source: RefSeq, a predicted model, not a curated record
GCGUUAUUUGAGGCUUUUAAAAAUUUAAACGGUUUUACAAUAAUCUGCAAAGCAAAUAUUGUGUGUUACUGCUCGGAAAAGCUUGUUUUUAAUUAGCCUAAUCUGCGCCAUGAAACUUGGUACCAAAGAUGAAAUUUCCAGCCAACCUCAACAGCACGAUGCGUCGGACGAAGAUGACGAGGAAGACGCGCAUGAAACAUCUAGCAUAGGAAGCACUUGUACCGAUAACACCUCCAACGGAAGUGAGAGCCAUGCCAAUAGGAAAAAGCGGCGCCGCCAGAGGAAAAAGAUUCCAAAGUCUGUUAAACCGCUGUACAAGUUCUCGUGUUAUGUAAAGGAGGACCACGGCCAGCCGUUGUUUGGAUGCCAGUUUAAUCACAAUCUCAAGAAAGGUGAGCUACCGGUUUUUGCCGCGGUCGGAAGCAACCGUGUUACGAUCUACCAGUGUCAGGAAAAUGGAGACAUUAAACUGCUGCAGUGCUAUUCGGAUCCUGAUGUUGAUGAAAUUUUCUACACCUGUGCGUGGUCUCAUGAAACCGAGACCGGUCGACCGAUUCUUGCCGCAGCUGGUUUGCGUGGAGUGAUUCGAGUUUUCAGUCCAGCGACCUUGAAUACCUACAAACACUACAUUGGUCAUGGUCAUGCUAUCAAUGAAGUGAAAUUCCAUCCAAGGGAGCACUAUUUACUUCUAUCCGCUAGCAAGGAUCACUCGUUAAGAUUGUGGAAUACUAAGACGGAUGUUUGUAUUGCACUGUUCGGGGGAGUAGAAGGCCAUCGAGAUGAGGUAUUAAGCGCGGAUUUCGAUAUUCUGGGGAACCGGAUUAUGUCCUGUGGAAUGGAUCAUUCACUGAAGAUGUGGCGAUUGGACACAGACACAAUGAAAGAUGCUAUUCGAAGCAGUUUUACGUUUAACGCUUCCAAAGUUGUUUAUCGAUUUCCAUCUGUAAACGAACAUUUUCCUGUUUUUUCCACCCGCGAUAUUCAUCGUAAUUAUGUGGAUUGUGUCAGAUGGAUCGGUGAUUACGUGCUGUCCAAGUCCUGUGAGAAUUCGAUUGUUUGCUGGAAGCCAGGGAAAAUUGAGGAUGUGGAGGUAAAAAAUAACGAAACCACCACCACCGUUCUGAGUACGCUCGAGUACAAGGACUGCGACAUUUGGUUUAUUCGUUUCUCGCUAGACUACUGGCAGAAAUAUCUAGCUCUAGGAAAUCAGACAGGAAAAACCUUCAUCUGGGAGCUGGAUACGGACGAUCCGGUGCACCCCCGGUGCAGUCAGCUGUUUCAUCCCAAAUGUACGACGGCGAUUCGGCAAACCUCCUUCUCCAGGAAUGGUGAUAUCUUGAUUUGCGUUUGCGAUGACGGAACGGUGUGGCGUUGGGAUAAAGCGUCGCACAGUUGA